ACGCUCUAAAUCCUGUUUUCGGCUCGCACCAAAUAGGAACUAUCUAGAACAACCUGCGUUCUGUUUUGCUUUUUUUUUGGCUUGGAAUCUAGAACGACCUACGCGCACUAUUACUUACACAUGUAGGCAACUUCCAGGAAGCUACCUUAGAAUCCAUCGGUGGCAUUUAAAUAUCUAUCAUCUUAGAGGGAUGAACAUGCAAAGAUUCAUUGUGGUGUCUUUUGUUUAUUUUCAAACUUUUAAAAUCCUUGGCCUUUCUAUUUUGCUUGUUUUUCAUUUUUUGUUGCUAAUAUUUAUCUCUGAUUCUUUUCUUCUCGGAAGCUCUUUCGAUCUAAGAUCACGACGAUAAUGGCUGGAAAAGGAGAAGGUCCAGCAAUCGGUAUCGAUCUCGGCACGACAUACUCUUGUGUAGGAGUAUGGCAACACGACAGGGUCGAGAUCAUCGUCAACGAUCAGGGUAACCGAACGACGCCGUCUUAUGUCGCUUUCACUGAUUCUGAGCGUUUGAUCGGCGAUGCAGCCAAGAACCAGGUCGCCAGGAACCCCAUCAACACCGUGUUUGGUGCAAAGAGAUUGAUCGGUAGGAGAUACAGUGAUGCAUCGGUUCAGAGCGAUAUCAAGCUCUGGCCAUUCAAGGUUUUUGCAGGAGCUGGAGACAAGCCCAUGAUUGUGGUUAAGUACAAGGGCGAAGAGAAGCAGUUCGCUGCUGAAGAGAUCUCCUCUAUGGUUCUCAUCAAGAUGCGUGAGAUCGCAGAGGCUUACCUUGGUUCCACAGUCAAGAACGCCGUCGUUACAGUCCCUGCUUACUUCAAUGACUCCCAGCGUCAGGCUACCAAGGAUGCCGGUGUUAUUGCUGGCCUUAAUGUGAUGCGUAUCAUCAAUGAGCCAACUGCCGCUGCCAUUGCCUACAGGCUUGACAAGAAGGCCACUAGCGUGGGUGAGAAGAACGUGUUGAUCUUCGAUUUGGGUGGUGGUACUUUCGAUGUGUCAUUGCUCACCAUUGGAGAGGGUAUUUUCGAGGUGAAAGCCACCGCUGGUGAUACUCACCUUGGAGGAGAGGAUUUCGAUAACAGAAUGGUGAACCACUUUGCUCAAGAGUUCAAGAGGAAGCACAAGAAGGACAUUAGUGGCAGCCCAAGAGCCCUUAGGAGGUUGAGGACUGCCUGUGAGAGAGCAAAGAGGACUCUCUCAUCCACUGCCCAAACUACCAUUGAAAUCGAUUCCCUCUAUGAGGGUGUUGAUUUUUACUCCACGAUCACCCGUGCUAGAUUUGAGGAGCUCAACAUGGAUCUGUUCCGGAAGUGUAUGGAGCCCGUUGAGAAGUGUUUGAGAGAUGCUAAGAUGGAUAAGGGCUCUGUCCAUGAUGUUGUUCUUGUGGGAGGUUCUACCAGAAUUCCCAAGGUACAGCAGCUGUUGCAAGAUUUCUUCAAUGGAAAGGGGCUCUGCAAGAGCAUCAAUCCAGACGAGGCUGUUGCAUACGGUGCAGCUGUUCAGGCUGCAGUCUUGAGUGGUGAAGGGAAUGAGAAGGUCCAGGAUCUAUCGCUUGUGGAUGUCACGCCUCUGUCUCUUGGUUUGGAGACUGCUGGAGGUGUUAUGACAGUAUUGAUUCCCAGGAACACAACAAUUCCCACCAAGAAGGAGCAGGUUUUCUCUACCUCCUCGGACAACCAACCUGGUGUGUUGAUCCAGGUGUACGAGGGUGAGAGAGCUAGAACCAGGGAUAACAACUUGUUGGGCAAAUUCGAGCUGUCUGGCAUUCCUCCAGCACCCAGGCGAGUUCCUCGGAUCACUGUUUGCUUUGACAUUGACGCAAACGGUAUUCUCAAUGUUUCUGCCGAGGACAAGACCACCGGCCAAAAGAAUAAGAUCACGAUUACCAAUGACAAGGGAAGAUUGUCCAAGGAAGAAAUUGAGAAGAUGGUUCAGGAAGCAGAGAAAUACAAGUCUGAAGAUGAGGAGCACAAGAAGAAGGUUGACGCCAAGAAUGCUUUGGAGAACUAUGCCUAUAACAUGAGGAACACUGUUAAGGAUGACAAGAUUGCUUCCAAGCAUGCAGCAGCAGACAAGAUGAAGAUCCAAACAGUCAUUCGUUCAGCUAGCCACCCAAAGCACCCACUGGAGCUCAAGCAAUUUGACAAACCCUACAAAUGCGACGGCUGCAAAGAGACAGGCUUCGGAAAGAGAUACAGAUGCGACCGAUGCGACUUCGAUCUCCACGAAGAUUGCAUGUUUCUCGCCGACCAAAAAUCCCACGCUUCCUUCAGAGGUUCGACAUUCGAGUUCUUGGAACAUCCUCCGCGAAAAUGCAAACAAGACAAGUACUGCAAAGACUGCGAAAGAUUUUGCGACGCAUGUGGAAAACCCGUCAAGGGUUUUGUUUACCAUUGCAAAAAAAAUGGUCUAGAUUUGCACCCUUGUUGCAGUAAUCUCAAGCAAGAGUUUAAAAUCGAUGGUAAAAAGUUUUCGCUCAGCAGAGGCGUGCAUUCGACAUGUUGUUUUUGGUGCGGAAAAGAGAAAGUUAAAGACGGUAUAAGAGGCUUGUCUUAUGUUUCAUCGCGCAAUGAGUACCGUCUUCAUGUUCAUUGUGUUACUAAAAUGGUUUCCGAGGUUUGGAAAAGUAGAGACAAGGUCGGUAGCGGUAAUAAUAAUAAAAAUGACUCUUUGGAUUUGGAGAACUUGAAGCUUCCAGAGAGUUUGGCAAAGUUGAGAAAACAUGAUGCAAGUCGUAAGAAGAUGUAUUGGAAGAUUAUAAAAACAGUUCUCAGGACAAUUGCUUGUAUCCUAGGUGAACCAACCACUCUCGUGACUUCCCUUUUUAUUGAACUGCUUAAGUAAAAAGUGGAUAGUAGUUAAUUAUGGGUUUUCCAAUAAGUUUCUGAUGCAGCUGAGAAAACCAGACAUACAAUGCUGCAUAACUCUUUCUUUUUCUGUCUAUAUCUUAUAUCUAAAUAAGAAAAAACGCUGCGUUUUGUAUUCUUUUUAUUUUCUUGCUGAUGUGGUUUUAUUUCUUUUAUUUUACUCGCCCUGCAUGGUGGAAAAACGAAUAUAAGGAAUAGCCCAGUGAAUGUAAGGGUAGAGACCUUUAGGGUAUAUUUGUAUGAUGUAUUAGGAUGUAUUGGAAUGGAUUGCAUUAACUAUGACAUAUAAAAAUACGAAAAAGGUUCCGUA
Molecule: messenger RNA, 3168 nt
Organism: Ziziphus jujuba (common jujube)
Lineage: Eukaryota; Viridiplantae; Streptophyta; Magnoliopsida; Rosales; Rhamnaceae
Product: heat shock cognate 70 kDa protein 2
Exons: 2
Coding region: 349-2835 (828 amino acids)
Biological process (GO): protein refolding; cellular response to unfolded protein
Cellular component (GO): cytoplasm
Molecular function (GO): ATP-dependent protein folding chaperone; heat shock protein binding; ATP binding
Source: RefSeq, a predicted model, not a curated record